AGGCAUGCGCCACCACAGCCCGGCUCCAGUUUUCUUUAUUAUGCUAUACAAAGUACUCUUGGGGGAGAACCAUGGCGGCUGGCUCUGGUUGCUCUGUGCAGUGGUAUAGGGAGGAAGAACUUGAGAACCGCGACUGGCUGCUUCAUGGAUCUCGGAACUCACGCAGUUUCUGUACUGUGGAGAAGAAGUUUUUCACAGUCUGAACAGGUAACCAGCAAUGAGGACCUGCCAAUCCCAAUGGAAAAGCCCUAUAAGGAGCCUCUUAAGAAGUGUGUCUUGUGCGAGAAACAUGUAGAUUACAAGAAUGUGCAGCUUUUGUCCCAGUUUAUUUCUCCAUUUACCGGAUGCAUUUACAGAAGGCACAUAACAGGACUUUGUGGAAAGAAACAGAGGGAAAUAACUAAAGCCACUAAGAGAACUCAGAAAAUGGGGUUUAUGCCAGUUACAUACAAGGAUCCUGCAUAUCUCAAAGACCCUAGAGUUUGUAACAUCAGAUACCGAGAAUAAAUUUUGUAUUUGUAAAGUUCCUGCCAAUAAACCUCUAAGUGGUUGUCAGCAGA
This is a messenger RNA of Mus musculus (house mouse), 560 nucleotides long. Its product is annotated as predicted gene 15946. Lineage: Eukaryota; Metazoa; Chordata; Mammalia; Rodentia; Muridae. The transcript has a single exon. The annotation marks the transcript as partial. The record is from RefSeq and is a predicted model, not a curated record.